Molecule: messenger RNA, 1872 nt
Organism: Dovyalis caffra
Lineage: Eukaryota; Viridiplantae; Streptophyta; Magnoliopsida; Malpighiales; Salicaceae
Source: the annotation of a GenBank genome assembly
AUGGGCAAGGAAGAAAAAGAAACCAAAGUUGCAGAGGUAGCAGCAAAUGGGACUAAUGCACCUGAGAAAGAGAAAUCCAAUGAAGUUAUGGCUGAAAAAAGAGAGGAAAAUAAUGGAAUAAAAGAAAUAGAAGAAAAUAAAAAUGACAGCGAGAAAGCUGAGACUAAUAAGAUGGAUGAAGACCCCAAGGUGACUGAAGAAAAGGAAAGCAAAGAGAAAGAAGAUGAGGAAGAAGAAGGAAGAACUGAAGCAAUGGAAGAAGACACUAAACCCAAAAUAGAUGAAGAAAUGGAAGAGAAGGAGAAGGAAGCCAAAGAAGAGGAGGAGGAGGAGAAGGUGGAUGGGUCCAAGGAGGAAGAAGAGAAGGUUGAGGAAGAAAACACCGAAGAAGAGGUGGAGGAGAAGGUUGAUGGAUCUAAGGAGGAAGAAGAAAAGGAGGAGGAGGAGGAGGAAGGGAAACAAUCAAAGCAACAUGGGAAAGGGAAGAGCGGUGGGAAGAAAUCUGAAAGGAAGAAGAAGAUAGUGGAAGAAAAGAAGAAGAAGCCAGAGCAGAGGACUCCUGCUUUUGAUAGGCCGCAGCGUGAACGGAAAUCGGUUGAAAGGCUGGUGGCAACUAUUGACAAAGAUGCUGCCAAAGAAUUCCAGAUUGAAAAGGGCCGAGGUAUCCCGCUGAAAGAUAUACCUAAUGUGGCAUUCAAGCUAUCAAGAAGGAAGACUGAUGAUACAUUCAAACUGCUUCAUACAAUUCUCUUUGGAAGGAGAGGAAAGGCAUUGCAGAUCAAGAGUAACAUAUCCCGGUUCUCUGGUUAUGUGUGGCAUCAAAAUGAGGAGAAACAAAAGAGUAAAGUGAAAGAAAAAUUUGAUAAGUGUAAUAAAGAGAAGUUGUUGGAAUUUUGUGAUGUGCUUGACAUACCAAUUACCAAGGUUACUACAAAGAAGGAAGAUAUUGUUAUGAAGCUGAUAGACUUUUUGGUGGCCCCCCAUGCUACAACUAGUGAUUUACUUGCUGAAAAAGAGAAGGAAAAAGCUAGCAAAAAGCGCAAGAGAGUGUCCAAAAGUUCAACCUCUGGGAGCACACUAUCCAAACGUUCAGCUAAGAAGAGAAAAAAGAGUACAGCUGAUACUGAAGAUGAGUCAGAAGAAGGGAAAGAGGAGGAAGAUGAAGAAGAAGAAGACGAACAGGAACAAGAAAAUGUAGAAGAGGAAAAUGAAAAUGGUGCUCUCGAUAAAUCUGAUGCUGAAAUCUCAGAACAUUCAGAAAGUGAGGAGAAAAAAGAAUCUGAAGAAGAAUCUGAAGGAGACACUGGAAAACGCAAAAAGAGGUCAGCUGCAUCAUCUAGAAAAAAGGCAUCUGCUGGAAAAGCUAAAACCAGAAUCUUGGUGUCCCAUAAGUCUAGUCCACCAGCGAAAAGAACACCUAAAAAAUCUUCAUCAAAACACACUCAUUCUGAUGAGGAUAGUGAUGCAAGUCCGAAGGUUUCCUCAAGUAAGAAGAAAACUGAAAAAGUAUCAAAGGAGAAGCCCUCACCUCCAAAGAAAUCAGUCUCCAAGGAGAAAAUAGGGAAAAAAGGUGGAAAAGGGAAGGAAAAGGCUAAAGUUAAACAGGAUAAAUUGACUCCAAGUGAUGAUGAGCUUAUAGAUGCAAUAUGCGAAAUUCUUAAGCAGGUGGAUUUCAAUACGGCUACAUUCACUGACAUUCUCAAGUUACUUGCUCGACGAUUUGAUAUGGAUCUCGCACCAAGAAAGUCAUCUAUAAAGCUUAUGAUCCAAGAUGAGCUCACCAAAUUAGCAGACGAGGCUGAUGAUGAAGAUGGAGAAGGUGAAACUGAGAAAGAUGAAACCCAGUCCACUGGUCAAGAGGUUGAAACCUGA